Molecule: messenger RNA, 885 nt
Organism: Clonostachys solani
Lineage: Eukaryota; Fungi; Ascomycota; Sordariomycetes; Hypocreales; Bionectriaceae
Source: the annotation of a GenBank genome assembly
AUGAGAGAGCCCCAGCUGGACAAAUGUCUUCAAGCCGCAGGCUUUUGUGCCAAAUAUCCAGGGACGUGGCCAGACAAAUGUUUCAUCGGCGCCACUGGCUGGCUGUUAACUUGCCGACAAGCAUACUGGGAAGGCAUGGAUGUCUUGUAUCGCACCAACACAAUCCACAUCUCGUCUUCAGUUCUAAUCCAAGACAUCAACAACUUCCUAACAUUGAAUGUUCUUUCAAUGAUCACAUCGCUUGAGCUCGUUUGGAAACUAGAAGAAUUUACAGUUGAGGAAGCGUUUUCCGGACAUGCUGCCACCGUGCCUAGUUAUCGCUCCAGCAUAGAGUAUCCAUCCGUGACAUUUCCUGCUCUGCGCCAUCUUCGAAUCGCAUUCAAACGGCUCAUUAGGUCAAAUAAAUUGUUUGGCAUCGAGUUAGGGCUUGGGUAUAAUUUCCAGCAGAGACAGGAGGAAACCGAAAGAAUCUAUGAAUAUUUUCUUCCGAAACUGGAUUGUUUGCUAUCUCGAAUCGCCCCGCCGACUGCGGAAAUUAUCAUAUCCUGGGCGGAUUGGCGGCUCUACAGUUAUUUUGACCUUAAGCUACUUGAAGUCCAGGGAAAAGAAAAGACCCGAAUGCACGAGCCAAAUAUUGGAGGAAUGGCUUGUUGGAGGGAGUUACCUUGCCUGAUGUCAAAUUCUAUUCCGGGAACUGUGGACCAUGAGUAUCAUUCGCAACAAGUAGCAAGAAACGGUUACUGGCUGCACGUUGCGGAGCCCGACUUGGAGCAUCCUCUUGCUGGGUAUGAUUGGAAUAGGCACGAGUUAUAUGGUUUAGGAUCUACAAAACUCCAACUCUACUCUCGGUCAAAUGGCCGGGUUACAGACCCGGGUCUCGAUUAA